AUGGAAAAUAAAGAGAAUAAUAAUUCAGAAAAUAUUUCAUCUUUAAAUAAGGAAGAAGAAAAUAAAAUGGAAAUUAUGGAGACUGAAAAUGUUGAAAAUAUUGAAGAACAUGAGCCUUUGACUACCAAGGUCUAUUACUAUGUAGAUGAUCAAAAAAUGCCUUAUUCAACAGAAGUCCCUGUUCCACCUUCAAAAAUUACUUUGUAUGAUUUUAAGAAUUGUAUAACUAAACGAAGCUAUAAAUAUUAUUGUAAAAUUGUGGAUGCUGAAUUAAAUGCGUUUGUUUUUUUUUCAAAUUUUUGUUUUUGA
Molecule: messenger RNA, 309 nt
Organism: Meloidogyne enterolobii
Lineage: Eukaryota; Metazoa; Nematoda; Chromadorea; Rhabditida; Meloidogynidae
Source: the annotation of a GenBank genome assembly